Pseudo-nitzschia multistriata is the source of this 1701-nucleotide messenger RNA. NCBI's taxonomy places the organism in Eukaryota, Bacillariophyta, Bacillariophyceae, Bacillariales, Bacillariaceae. The record is from the annotation of a GenBank genome assembly.
CAAAAUCUGAUGCUAGUACAGGCCGAGCAUCUGUGAUGGGUUUUCAUUGAUAAUUGUUUGAUGGCUCCAUGAUCGAGGCAUCCUCAAACCUAAGGGAACUCUUUGGCGAUAGCGACGACGAAUUAGACGAGGUAGAGGAAACGGACGGGGACGACAAUUCGUAUUCUUCUACUUCCGCAGUUGCGUGCGUGGAAAUAUCAACUUCAGAAGAUUCUAGAGGCACCAACAAGAAACUCAAGGUGACAAAGGACCCGUCACCGACACGCAGGGAUGGUAAUGGCCCUAGAAAUGACAAUUAUGAUUCGGUGUCUUCUCAUUCUUCGUUAUGCUACAAUGAAUGGAGUAAAAGGAUCGGAAUCUGCGAUGACGUGUUGACCCCCGGCGAGUGCGACGAAUUGAUUGCCGUCCAUGAAUCGGAGGCCCACCACGGGUACAUCGAUCAUUUGACGGUGACCCGUAUUUCGGACCUAGUCGAUCACGCCCCAAACUACAACUCCAGCGAGCAAACCCAAAGACACGAUCAACAACAGCAACAACAGCAAAAGCAGCAGCGACAACAACAAGAACCUCUCCAUAACGCGGUAUACCUAGCCCUGCCGCUCCUGCGAGCCCGCUACGAGGUAUGGCAGGCAGUUGAGGAUUGCUUUCCGGAGCAUUGUCUCGAGCUGCUGCCCGAAUUUACGGCCCUGACGGCUUGGCACAAAGGCUCCUUCCUGGAGAACCACUACGACUCGAACCGAUCCUAUCUGGAGGACCGUUUCAUCAGCGCCGUCCUCUAUCUAAACGAUCCAGUUGGCAGCGAGUGUGGAAACUGCAAUAGUAACGACGACGACGACGCUUGCGACCUCCAUCCCGAAAAUUACCAUUGCACCGGGUUCGAGGGGGGAGACCUUGUCUUUGAGGUUCCCGAAGGGACUUCUAGAUUGGGUGCAAAUAUUGGAUGCCAGACCAACGUUUCGACGCCAUCUGAUCAGACCCUCCAAAAGCAUCAAAUUACUCACCCAGAGAAGUCCACAAGAGUUGUCACCCCUAGAGCCGGUCGCCUCGUUUGUUUUCCCUCGUGCGGUAGAUACGUUCACCGCGUAGAGAAAAUCACAAGAGGUACACGGUACGCACUCACCAUGUGGUUUACCAGGCGCGACGAGGCCAUGGAGCGAUUGCAAUCGCUGUUUUUGUCGCAAGCCGCAGCCAACCUAGCACCACAACAGCAACCAUGGGAAACCCCCCAACAGGCGGAACUCCUCCGCCGGCGAAUCUUUCUCCGGCCAAAGAUUCCCCUUCCCGACAAAAAUUCCCUACUAUCGGAAACCGAGUGGAGACAUCUCAUCGCUUAUUGCUGGUGGAAAAAAGGGAUACCGCUCUGGGAGAUUCUGUCAAAAUCGUUUACGACUGAGACGGCGAUGACUGACGCCGAUAUUGUAGAAGGCCGAGUGUUUGACAACAGCAGCAGCAGGAACCCUGGUAUCGCAAUGAAUAGCUCUACCAGGACCAAGCUCCAAAAAUCAGAAUCACAAUUAGAACGUGUCGUGAGGGAGUGGAGGGACCACUAUGUUAAUCCGCGCCGGAAUGGGAUGGCUUCCGCCAUGGCGCGCUGGAACGCCGAUGGAAUGCUCGCCACUUUCGUCAAGGACGAUGAGAUGAAAUGCAUUUGAAGAAUGAAUUGCUCUGAAACAAAGGAAAACAUAAAUUGCAAUUAGGUGC